AUGCCGAACCAGCAACCGCCAGCGGACUGGUCGCAGCUCGAUACCACGCGGCUCGACGAAGAGAUUGACCGCCGCGGCCUGGUCCAGCACGCGACAAAGGAGGGGAAGAUUCGGUCGCUAGAGCAGCAUGACGCGCACCUCCAUCACACUUAUGCCACAGGGCAUGCACCGGUUGCCGUGGGCCGCUUCAUCAUGGGCCCCUUGGGAUCGACACUCUUCGCCAUUUUGACUGUCACUUUGUUUACCUAUGCGGUUUCUAGCGCUGGUGGGUAUCUCUGGUGCGUCAUUGCGAAGGCUGGCGCCGUAUCCUACAAGGCUUCGGUUAGGUUCGCGCAAUACCGGACCUAUGUCCAGACUAGUGUGGUGUGCCUGUACACUAUAGGCUACCCUGCUAUCAAGUUCUGGUGUUGGGCUUUUCCUAGUGCAGUCCUCCCGCACAAGCUCGAAGCGGUCUUUGAAGGGGCCCGCCCGGUUCUCAACGGAGCCUACACAGUCAUCAAAGGGACGUAUCACCGCCUUUUGAACCUCAACGUCACUCCCUGGGUUGUCUUACCCAGAGAUGCUGCAACUAACGUGCCAUCUGAACCGUACGUUGAGUCACGCGGCUCACGCCUGGUACCAGAUCUCGCAGCACAGGAGUAUGCGCAAGCCGUGCCAAGUGGUCUUGAGCUACAAAUGUCCUUUAGCGUGCAGGCGGAAGUUACAAUCACCUCCCCAGCAGCCACCUCCCCAGCAGCUACCUCCCCGGCAGUCACCUCCAGCCAAGUCUGUCCAGCGCUGGGGCCGGAAAGAACAUGUUCAACGCCGAACAGCGCACGCCCCCAACAGCCGCAAGCACCGCAAGCCGAUCAGCGCUCGUCUGUCGAGGGACAGCAUGAGCAAAUACCCAGGAGUGUGUCACAGGCCGACGAGCAGUCGGGCCAUACGUCGCAGGCCGAGGUGCCACCAGAACAAGCGCUGGCCGUUGAGAAGCCACCAGUUCAAGCGUCAGACAUCGAAGAAGAGUCUUAUUGGAUUGAUAGUCCCGCAAUGCGGGGACGAAUUUCUCGUUCGAUAAAGUCUAUUCUUGCCGACCUCAAGAAGCGGCGCAAGCUAAAUCCGGCAGCUCAGCGGCCGGACUGCCAGAGCGCCAUGAUCAUGAAAGGAUCGAACGUGGUGCCGGAAAACACCGAGGCCGUUAUCGGAUACAAUGGACGUAAGGCCUUCUCGUCACAAACCAGAGAGCUUGAACACAAGUGGGGGCAGAAGUACACCGAGCUUUGGGACGCUUUUAGCGCCCUUCUAUCCGAGAUUACGGCUAGGAAAGCUUGGCCAAGCAAGAUUCAAGUCCAAGCCACGCUCGAUUGCGAGAACCUUCUAGUACGCCUUGCGAAAGAUGAGGCGGAUCUCGCCAGUGAAUACGCCUCCCUAGAUGAGGAGGCUCGCUACUGGGCGCCGCCACCGCUAGAACAAUUACCGCGCGUACUCUUAGAGAAGGGCUCUAGAAUCUAUCAUGAUGACGCCUUUGACGCAUAUAGCGCAGCCGCUAGUGUAAGCAAGAGGCCGGCCCAAGACCUUGGUUUCCUACAGCGGCAGUACAAGCAGCUCCACCACCUUCACACUCGGAUAGCUGAGAAGCUCUUUAUAUUAAUACCAAGCUUCUGGGUCACAGUGCGCGUACGUGGUAGUCUACCGACCGAAACGGACCGGGACUAUAUAACCACCGAGUCUCCGUCGAAAGGCAAGCUUAGUAUCCACACUACCAGGAAAAACCAUCAGGGCGAGACAGUUCAAGAUUCUUACAUGUACUCAGUUGACGUGGUUUUCCAGCAGUCGGCCUCAAACCAGACUGUAUCUGAAUCUCUGCUUGAGAAAAUACAAGCUUUUCAGAGGGGUAAAAGCGUCUGUAUCUUUGCGGACGGACAGACGGGUUCUGGCCCUAACUCGGUUGCCUCGUUCGUUGCGCAACAACUUGUCGGUUUAUUAGAGGCCCGUUCUGGGGGGGACGAUUACGAACGCCACGUGGAAUGCUCCUUUGUCGAAGUCUAUAAAAACGACAUUUACGAUCUACACACGGGGACAAAGGCCAAGGCGAGUCACGUAGUCGCGGCCGACCGCCGCCCUAUCUUAGCCGGACAUCCCUGGAUAACCUUCAAAGUGUUCGCUGUCACGAGUGAAGUGCACCGCCAGGCUUUGUCGCCAGACAAACUCCUAAAUGUGAUAACCAAGGCCUGCAAGAGACGCAACGUCAGGGGCGUAAAGGACUCGUCACGUAGCCACGAGAUCUGCAUCCUCACCCUACAUCAAGUGUGCCGGUACUCUAAGGAGUUGACCAAAUCGACGCUACUAUUAGUUGACCUUGCCGGCAGCGAACGCCAGCCAGAGCAAGAGGAAUGGGAGGGCCAGUCCGCAGAAGCAACAGAAAUCAAUAAGAGCCGAACCACACUCUUCAAAAUACUCGUGAAUUUAGGGACUCAGGCCGAUAAUCUCCAUCCGUGGAGAGAGAGCAAAGUGAGGAAAUCCCUAUCUUUCAAAUCUAUAGCAUGUACUAAUGGACAUUGGCAUUAG
This is a messenger RNA of Coniosporium apollinis CBS 100218, 2547 nucleotides long. RefSeq lists its product as uncharacterized. The coding region runs from base 1 to 2547 and encodes 848 amino acids. NCBI's taxonomy places the organism in Eukaryota, Fungi, Ascomycota, Dothideomycetes. The record is from RefSeq and is a predicted model, not a curated record. Gene Ontology annotation, biological process: microtubule-based movement. The transcript has 4 exons. Gene Ontology annotation, molecular function: ATP hydrolysis activity; microtubule binding; microtubule motor activity. Gene Ontology annotation, cellular component: kinesin complex; microtubule.